UGUCCGAGCUUCACAAUGCCACCCAAGGAUGACAAGAAGAAGGAUGCUGGAAAGUCGGCCAAGAAAGACAAAGACCCAGUUAACAAAUCCGGGGGCAAGGCCAAAAAGAAGAAGUGGUCCAAAGGCAAAGUUCGGGACAAGCUCAAUAACUUAGUCUUGUUUGACAAAGCUACCUAUGACAAACUCUGUAAGGAAGUUCCCAGUUAUAAACUUAUAACCCCAGCUGUGGUCUCUGAGAGACUGAAGAUUCGAGGCUCCCUGGCCAGGGCAGCCCUUCAGGAGCUCCUUAGUAAAGGACUUAUCAAACUGGUUUCAAAGCACAGAGCUAAAGUAAUUUACACCAGAAAUACCAAGGGCGGAGAUGCUGCAGCUGCUGGUGAAGAUGCAUGAAUAGGUCCAACCAACUGUACAUUUGGAAAAAUAAAACUUUAUUAA
Gorilla gorilla gorilla (western lowland gorilla) is the source of this 435-nucleotide messenger RNA. Its product is annotated as small ribosomal subunit protein eS25-like. Bases 16 to 390 code for a protein of 124 amino acids. NCBI's taxonomy places the organism in Eukaryota, Metazoa, Chordata, Mammalia, Primates, Hominidae. The record is from RefSeq and is a predicted model, not a curated record. The transcript has a single exon.